Molecule: messenger RNA, 267 nt
Organism: Penicillium samsonianum
Lineage: Eukaryota; Fungi; Ascomycota; Eurotiomycetes; Eurotiales; Aspergillaceae
Exons: 1
Coding region: 1-267 (88 amino acids)
Source: RefSeq, a predicted model, not a curated record
AUGACUGUUUCCAAACUUGAAGUAGCUCCAGUGGUGAGUGAUAUGGUUGUGUUUGUUCUUAUCGGCGUUUCGGUUGUUGAAGAAGCGGAUGGCGAUGAGAAGGUUAUUGUACUGCUCGUAUCACUGGUGACGGGGGUGGUAAUAGAGGUUUCUGUACAGGUACAGUCGGUCGUGUCCGUCGAAGUUGAUGUCAGCGUAACAGUGAUCAAGUCCCAAGCCCGACGUAAUACCACGCGCUCCGUUAUCACCUCCACGCUCUCUUCUUGA